Vanessa atalanta (red admiral) is the source of this 1593-nucleotide messenger RNA. Its product is annotated as malate dehydrogenase, mitochondrial-like. Gene Ontology annotation, molecular function: L-malate dehydrogenase (NAD+) activity. Gene Ontology annotation, biological process: tricarboxylic acid cycle. The coding region runs from base 47 to 1444 and encodes 465 amino acids. The record is from RefSeq and is a predicted model, not a curated record. The transcript has 8 exons. Lineage: Eukaryota; Metazoa; Arthropoda; Insecta; Lepidoptera; Nymphalidae. Gene Ontology annotation, cellular component: cytoplasm; mitochondrion.
GUAAAUUUUUUUCGGUAAAUAAAAUAUUAUAAAAUAAAAAAAAAAAAUGUUUACAAGAUAUUUGUGGAACAUGGGUAAAGAAUAUCUACGAAUAACCAAAACUAGCGUAACACAAAAUUGUGUCAGAGAACAUAAACUUGUCUUAAACAGGAUGAGACGUCCUUAUAGCACUUGUCCCGCUGGGAUGAAGAUUACAAUUUGUGGAGCUGCGGGAUGUACCGGUCAACCCUUAGCAUUGCUUUUAAAACAAUGCCCUUUAUUAGACGAGAUAGCUUUAUACGAUGUCUGCGCUACUUGUGGUUACGGCAUGGAACUAAGUCACGUCGAUACUAAGUGCAGAGUGUCGUCAUUUUCUGGACGUCAUAUGCUUUGCGAUGCUCUUAAGGGCGCAAAAGUAGUCGUAAUUGUUGCAAGAAAUCAAUGUGAUACCUUCGAAAACAAUGCUCCGAUCGUAACAGAAAUUACACUGCAGAUUUGUAAUACUUGCCCUGACGCUUUUACGAUUGUAGCAACUGAGCCCAUAGAAAGCCUGGUUCCGCUAGUUAGUGAAAUACAAAGACUGCGUGGCAUAUACAACCCGCGAUUGCUUCUGGGUUGUGUGGAGUUAAACUGUGUUCGCGCAAAUACAGUGUUGGCGAAUUUUAUGCGAGUACCACCGGAAUCGGUUCGUGUGCCUGUCAUUGGCGGAGCUACACCUAAAACGAUGGUCCCGGUACUUUCCGCUGCAAUUCAUCCAUGUACCAUGUCACAGGAACAGACUGAAUGUGUGACGUCGUCUAUAAUGAGCGGGAACGAGGCAGUAUGUGCAGCUAAGUGCUCGUGUACUGAAACUGCUUGUCUAGCGGGCGCAUACGCUCUGGCAAGAAAUACUAUUAACGUUGUUAAGGGUCUGCAAGGUGGAAGAAAUAUCAUACAGUGCGCCUACGUAGACAGUCUCGGCACUUGCGCUCCUGACUGUCAAUUUUUUGCAAGCGAAGUUAAUUUAGGACCUUCUGGAAUCGAGAAAAAUUUAGGUAUUCCGGAACUAUCCAAAUUUGAGAACUGUCUUCUAUGCAAUUGCUUGCCCUACGUUCGUAAUGAGAUAGCUCGCGCUAUAUGGCUGGUAUAUACAAUGUGCCAUCAAUGUUGCUGUUCCACCUGUGUGGCUCAUCCAGGCACAUGUUUCACGCCUCCUAUCGUCCCAUGUGUACCACCUACCAACUGGACUUGCGACUGCCCUGAUACUUGCCGAGACGAAUACCUAGCUUCAAUAUGUCGUGAAAUGAGCUGCAAAUGUGGAAGCACAGAACUGUGCUGGAGACCCCGGGAGGCGGACUACAAUGCCGCGCGAGCUGCCAACUUGAAACAUCAAAUGCCAUUAAAAGGACUUUCAUGUAAUGUUUGCAACGUACCAAGAAGCGUACGAAUCGACAAGGAAUUGAGAAAUAGAUUCAAAGACUCCUAGAAUUUCAAAAACUUCCAACAUAUUCGGUGUCGACAUAUUUUUAUUUGUAAUUGCCCAAAUUGGAUUUUGUUGUAUUUGUGAAGAGUUCCACAACUGUAAACGUAGUGGUGUUUGGUAUACAAAAAAAUAACACUUCAAAAUAUGUUUAU